Messenger RNA from Heteronotia binoei (common prickly gecko), 2828 nucleotides. It is a transcript of the gene PPP1R13L, whose product is annotated as protein phosphatase 1 regulatory subunit 13 like. Gene Ontology annotation, molecular function: transcription factor binding. The record is from RefSeq and is a predicted model, not a curated record. Lineage: Eukaryota; Metazoa; Chordata; Lepidosauria; Squamata; Gekkonidae. The coding region runs from base 1 to 2685 and encodes 894 amino acids. The transcript is spliced from 12 exons. Gene Ontology annotation, biological process: regulation of transcription by RNA polymerase II; positive regulation of cell differentiation.
AUGGAGGUGGUUGAUCUCCCUAGGUUUCUCCGGCGCCCAGGGCAUUGGCAGCUGACGGCACCGGAACCGAAACCACCAGUUGGCACCAUGGCGAGUGAAGAUGUCGGUGAUGCCCGAGCCAUCCUGGAGCUCAACUUCCAGUCUCUGGCUUCCAGGCACAUGGACCUCAAGCAGGUGGAACUGGAUACAGCAGCUGCAAAGGUGGAUGAGCUCUCCAAGCAGCUGGAGUCUCUCUGGACGGGCAGCGCUGGGCAGGCCAAUGUCCUACAGAAGGGAGACAGGCUCAACACCAGUUCCUGGCCCUCUCAAGACCCCCCUGCCUGGACGGCCCCCGUCACUACCUCCCUGCCCCAUCCGUCGCCGUGGAAGAGCGCUUCCCUGGACCCCUCAGAGAGCUACUCUCCCUCCUACUCCUUUGGCGAGAACUCUCCCAGUUUCUCCCCAGUGACGUCCUACAGCUCCUCACCCAAUCAGCUCCUCCCAGCCAAGUCCACCCUUGGUCGGCCCACGUCCCCACGGCCUUCCAUCUUCCUUCAGCCCGAGCUGGACCGAGCCUUGACUCCCCGGCCAAAGGUGCUGCCAGUCCCUUACGAGACCAUGCCCAGCCCCAUGGGCCACCCCUCCUCCCCUCGCUUUCACCGGUCAGCGGGAUCCUUGGAGCGACAGUACGAUUACAAGCCCUACUCGGGGCCGACUGGCCGAGCGGGGUCUCCGCGGAUGCCAGCAGAGGGCUCGGGGCCUCCGAUGUUUUUCCCCGACCGAGCGCCUUCUCCACGGCCGCCUCUGCCUCCUCCGUAUGAAAACCACAGCAUGUACCCCUCCAUGCCAAACACCUUCCCGCCGUUCCGGGCUCAAGAUGAUUUGGUGCUUCGGAGGAGAGCGCAGAAGGGAUGGAACGAGUCCGAUCUGGACGUGGCGUAUGAGAAAAAGCCCUCCCACCCGGCCAGCUAUGAAAGAGGAGACCCUCACGGGGGGAUCCGCCAGAGUGCCGCUGGGCUGCUGCUGGCCCCGUGGAGGGAAUCCAGUCUGGACGGUGGGGGAGCUGGGCCAGGCAAGGAGGAGCAUUAUGGGAUGCACAGCGCCACUUUGCCCCGGAACUACAAGGUUUCCCCGCUGGCCGGCGAGCGCCGCUCCGAGAGCUCCUUCCGCCGGUCGCUGCCCGCCAAUCCGACAGGCACUCUGCCUCGCAACUGGCAGUUUGCCCAGCAGCCCAUCUCUCGCAUCCCCAUGCCGCCCCCCAGCCCCCAGGGUGGCCGCCCCAAACGCCACAAGCCCCUGCCCCUCUCCAUGAUCUUCCGGCUGCAGAACGCCUUCUGGGAGUACGGCGCCUCGGGCACGAAGCUCCCCCUCGCACAGGGGCCCCCAGCGUCCUCACUGUUCCGAUCCCUGCAGAAGCAGAUGCCCCAUCAGCCCCUCACACCCCCCCAGCACCAUGGGAGGAUGGCACAGUCCGGGAGUGAAGGCAGCAGCAGAGCCGUGCCCAUGGAGGUGGCAGCGGAGCCAGUCCGCAUGGUGCCCAUCACCCUCCUCCCGGGCGAGACGGAGCCAGAACUGGAAGGCCUCCUGCCGGGCAGCGAGCCCCCGGAGGUGGACGAGGUGGCACGGCCGCUGAGCCCCACCCGGCUGCAGCCGGUUCUCCCGCCCGAAGCCCAGAAGGUGCCGGAGUUUGAGGAGGUGGCCCGUGUCCUGGCGGAGAUGCCCCGGCCUCUGAAGCGGCGCGGCUCCAUGGAGCAGUGCCCCACCCCGGCUCUGCCCCCCACCCACAAGAAGCAAUACCAGCAGAUCAUCAGCCGUCUCUUCCACCACCACCCCCGCAAGGAGGAGGCUGUACCCGUGGGCGAAGCACCCUCCCCUGCAGAGCUCAUGCCCAUCAGCGAAGCCACCGAACAGAAGGUGCCGGGGACGUCCCUGGGGCCAACACCUGUGCCUCCACCCCAGAGCCCUGCAAUUGGCACGCCUGUGGAGAUGAUGGAGAGUCCAGUGACUGUCUCCCCUGUUCACAGCCCUGAGAAGCGCUCCGCCCUGCGCAAGGUCUCCUCCCCGCGGAAGCGGCCGAGGCAGAGGGCCCGCCUCAACCCCCUGGUGCUCCUCUUGGACGCGGCCCUGACCGGAGAGUUGGACGUGGUGAAGGACGCCGUGGCGGAGCUGAAUGACCCAAGCCAGCCAAACGACGAGGGCAUCACAGCGCUCCACAAUGCCAUCUGUGGUGCCAACUACAACAUCGUGGACUUCCUCAUCAACAUCGGCGCCAACGUCAAUUCCCCCGAUAGCCACGGAUGGACUCCGCUGCACUGCGCCGCUUCCUGCAACGACACGGCCAUCUGCAUCGCUCUGGUCAAGCACGGGGCAGCCAUCUUCGCCACCACCUGCAGCGACGGCAGCAUGGCUAUCGAGAAGUGCGACCCUUACCGGGAGGGCUACAGCGAGUGCUUCAGCUACCUGGCAGAUGUGGAGCAGAACAUGGGGCUGAUGAACAAUGGGGUGGUGUAUGCCCUCUGGGACUACAGCGCCGAGUUCAGCGACGAGCUGUCGUUCCAUGAGGGGGAACCUGUCACAGUGCUGCGACGCGACGGCCAGGAGGAGAUGGACUGGUGGUGGGCCUCUCUCUACGGCCAGGAGGGCUACGUGCCCAAGAAUUACUUUGGGCUCUUCCCCAGGGUGAGGCCUCAGAACAAGAAACCGUAAAGAGUUCGGGAUGGGCUUUCUGCCGCUACCAUCUUGAAAGGAACUCAAGAGACGUGUCCGGGCAGGAAACUGGGGCGCCAGGUGGUGGCUGCUGCCACAUCACCGUCUUACCCAGGGGGCUCUCAACAGACUUGUCAGCCCUG